This is a messenger RNA of Macrobrachium nipponense, 615 nucleotides long. RefSeq lists its product as uncharacterized. The record is from RefSeq and is a predicted model, not a curated record. The transcript has 2 exons. NCBI's taxonomy places the organism in Eukaryota, Metazoa, Arthropoda, Malacostraca, Decapoda, Palaemonidae. The coding region runs from base 1 to 615 and encodes 204 amino acids.
AUGACUACGACCAUCUUGACACCAGGUUAUGCUGCUCCACCGCACCUAGUGUACACCCAGCACGUGACUACGGUCACCCCUUCGACCGCAGUACAAGCUCCGCUGCCGUACAUGCCCCGGAGGGAUAUGGUUCCUCCUCCACCUGGUUUUGCUGUCCUUGCCCCACCCCCUGACUUCGAGUGCCCGAAGAGCUCUCCCCUGGAUCGUCCUCCUGUAGCUGUCGCCGUACCUGCUUCCUCCGUUCCUGCCCGUGGAAUUGCUGCCGCUCCUGCAGGUCCCUCUGGACAGGUGGAGUUGGGCCGUGUUGCAACUGCCCCUGCUCCAUCCUGGAUGGAGGACCUGUCUGCUGUCCUGAAGAAGCUGGCAAAGAAGAUCAGGAAGAAGAGGAAGGUUUUGCGGGUUGACGUGACGGUCCCACCAGACUGUCCACAUGUCGAGGCUGGGAAGAGGUCCCCCCGGUCACCAGGACCAGCCUCGCCUGCUUCUGGUACCGUGGCACGUCGUGAGGACAGUGCUCGCUCUCACCGCGUUAGCGGACACUACCAGUCACCCAACCGUCGCUACCACCGGGACUGGACGGCUCGCACGACUGGUAGCAGCUUUAUGGGGUUAUAG